Messenger RNA from Dimorphilus gyrociliatus, 334 nucleotides. The record is from the annotation of a GenBank genome assembly. NCBI's taxonomy places the organism in Eukaryota, Metazoa, Annelida, Polychaeta, Dinophilidae.
CAUGUAUUCUACCCAACCUCUCCAAAGAACAGAUGUACCGUGGAGAGAUCCCAACAACUGGAUGGGAAGUUCAGAAUUGGAAAAGCCAAGGGCAAUUGAGCUAGACAGAAUGAUCAAUGAAAUAAUAAGGGUAAUCAAAGUAUACGGCGUGUUGUACUUUGGCACUGAAGAGACAUUAAACAAUUUGGUUGAUGUCAAAAUUCUUCAAUCAGGGGAAAAUAACAUCCACGAAUAUCUUAAAGAUGAUAUUGAUCUUAGGCUGACAUACCAAUCAGAAAGCACUGAUAGGGAAGUCAGUGUAGAAAUGGGAAAUUCUCCAGGCAUUCACGAAUAG